This is a messenger RNA of Rhizopus microsporus ATCC 52813, 981 nucleotides long. RefSeq names its product S-adenosyl-L-methionine-dependent methyltransferase. Lineage: Eukaryota; Fungi; Mucoromycota; Mucoromycetes; Mucorales; Rhizopodaceae. The record is from RefSeq and is a predicted model, not a curated record. The coding region runs from base 48 to 662 and encodes 204 amino acids. The transcript is spliced from 6 exons. Gene Ontology annotation, molecular function: S-adenosylmethionine-dependent methyltransferase activity.
GUUUAAUAACCUGAUGCUUUUUCUUUUUCUUUUUAUUAUUAAUCAUAAUGACAGUGGCAGAUAUUGAUACAUACGAUUGGGAAGGUCAUUGGAAGGAAGGAACGACGAACUGGGAUGCUGGAAAGCCUAGUCCUGCUUUGGUUGAAUUGUUUGAAAAUGAAGAAACACGUUCCCUUAUUCCUGAUCAUGGAAAAGCUCUUGUUCCCGGAUGCGGAUCAGGCUACGAUGUUGUCUUUUUGGCAAACGAAAAGAGACACGUAACUGGCAUUGACUUGAGCCCUUCUUGUGUUGAGUCAUUGUUAAAGAACCAUCCUGAUGCUGCCAAGCAUAAUUAUCAAUUUCUAUGUGCUGACUUCUUCGAAUUUGAUGUCCCUGAUGGAGGCUAUGACCUUGCCUACGAUUACACGUUUUUAUGUGCUUUACCACCUGUUCUCAGACCUGAUUGGGCAAAGAGAUACAGCGAGAUUAUCAAAAAAGGCGGCGUUUUCGUUACACUGAUGUAUCCUAUCGAUAACCAUGAAGGUGGCCCACCUUAUGCUGUCAGCGAACAAGUGUAUAAGGAUUUAUUAUCUGCUCAUUUUGACUUGAUCUUCAUCAAGGAUGCUAAGGGUCAUGAACCAAGAUUGGGAAGAGAAAAGAUUGCUAUUUGGAAGAGAAAGUAAUUCGGAAAUGACUAAAUCACACGCUUGUUUGCAGAUGCUUGUCUUUUUUUUGUUUCGGAUAAAAAAAGUCUUUUGUUUUCCCCCAACUUCUUUUAAAUUCCCAGAGAAAAAAGAAAGAAGGAAUAUGUGGUCUAUUUUUUUUCUCUAUUCAAUUUGCUCCUCUAUUUGAUGAUGCCAUUUAAAAAGGACGCCAUGUUAAAAUCCUUAAAACUUUCAAUCAUCCCGGUUUGAAUCGCUUAUUAUCGGAAUAACAAGGAUUCCGUUCUGAGGGGCAAUGGAGCUAAAGCCUACGCUUGUGCUCCCUUCAUCUCGUGGCAAG